Molecule: messenger RNA, 6681 nt
Organism: Dreissena polymorpha
Lineage: Eukaryota; Metazoa; Mollusca; Bivalvia; Myida; Dreissenidae
Exons: 5
Coding region: 100-4590 (1496 amino acids)
Molecular function (GO): GTP binding; zinc ion binding; protein binding
Source: RefSeq, a predicted model, not a curated record
CGCUGAUCACUCGGAAUGUGCAUGACGACUGAUAUAGAACUCUUUUUGUCAAAGUGGUCUAAACGAUUGAAGGAAUGUCUAGUUGAAGUGUGAACAAAAAUGGACGCCGAGGUAAACAGCGGAAAUAACGCAUCAAAAAUAUUCCAAGAGGUAUUACAAAACAAUAUCGGCAUCGUUAUCGAAAAGUCGGAUACGGGAACAGAAAGUAUAGUUUCUGCGUCGCAAAAUGAUAAGGUCAAUGAAACGAUAAGAGAGACAGAAGAAAGGACAAGGCAAUGCUCAUUGUGCAAGAACUUCUCUAGCGUGUUGCCAGAAGCUGCAUCAUUGUGUUUGGGCGACUAUACAUGUUCCCAGUGUGUUGAACCGCAGUUUGUGGAAGAUCCGUCGUCCAAACACAGUCAUAUUUUAAAGGAAGAGUGCAAUGUCCGUCAAUCAUUUGAUGGUAAUACGAUUGCCCCCGAGAGAUGUUUGACUGGUGCACAAUUCGCUGCUGGGAAAUUGGAUGAAACCAAAGUAAAUUGUCACGAAGAAAAUACACGACACAGCCAACACAACAAGCAAAUAUGUGUUGAAACUUUGGAAGAAAAUGCAACGCAGCAUCAUGCUUUGAAUCAAAAUGGUUCUUAUCCAGAACAUGUUAAAAGAGUAAAUGUUUUGAGGCCGAACCAAGUUGCACCAACUGAAAACAACGUUGGCGUUCAUAUAUUAUGGUGUGAACCAUGUAGAGCACAACAAAAAACCGUCAUUGCCCGUGUUUACUGUGAAGAGUGUGACAAUGAAUGCCUUUGCGAGACGUGUGAAAAACAUCAUAAGAUUCAGAAAUCAACUAAACAACAUGUGCUGAAAGAUAUAAAUCACUAUAUAAAUCAAUCGACCGACAAAUUACAAAUGUGUGAGCCAUGUGAAUCCCUAAGGAAGUCGAGUCCAGCGUUCUUUUUCUGUAAAGAAUGCGAACAUGAAUUGUUGUGUGAGGAAUGCGGAAAUCAGCACGCUUAUCAAAAAUCAACUCGAGAUCAUCGGUUGCAAUCCAUAAGCAGCAACGUUCAAGAAUCGAAUUUUCAUCAAACCAAACAGGUAACUAUGUUCUGUGAACCAUGUCAAGCACAAGAGAAGAAAAAUCGAGCGUCCGUAUUUUGUGAGGAUUGCGAUAGUGAAUGUCUUUGCGAGACAUGUGAAAAACACCACAGAUCUCAGAAGUUCACGCGAGAUCAUAAAUUGCACGAUAUCAGCAAAUACACUGUAUCUGCAAUAGCUAGUAUAAGUGAACAACAAAAAUUGUUUUGCGAGCCAUGCAAAGCACAAGAUACUAGAAGUCCAGCGGUUUUCUUCUGCAAACAGUGCGAUAACGAGCUGCUUUGUGAACCAUGUGGGAAAUAUCAUACAUUUCAAAAGUCAACUAAAAAACAUAUUUUGCAAGAUGUAAGCAACUACGGGGAAACCGAACCUGAUUAUACCACCGAUACAAAAUUGUUGUUUUGCGAUCCAUGUAAAGCACAAGAAAAAGACAGUAUCGCUUCUUUCCUCUGCAUUGAAUGUGACAAUGAACUGUUCUGCAAACCUUGCGGAAAAUUUCACAGUUCACAGAAAUUUACUCGAGGACACCAUUUACAAGACAUAAGCAAAUGUUUGACAAAUACAAAUGCUACGGAAAAGAAACAGAUUCUAUGCGAGCCAUGCCAAGCACAAGAAAGGACAAAUCCUGCAUUUUUCUUUUGCAAAGAUUGUGGUAAUGAAUAUCUUUGCGAAACAUGUGGAAAAAAUCACAAUUCACAGAAAGCCACUCGAUUACACACGUUGCACGCUAUCAGCAAGUUUGCGGAAGGAACGAUUUUUAAAUUACUUAAUAGCCAAUAUAAGUUCUGUCGACGAUGUAAAGCUCAUGACAAAGACCGUAUCGCAUCUUUCUUUUGCACUGAAUGUGAAAAUGAGCUACUUUGUGAAGCCUGCGGGAAACAUCAUAGUUUACAAAAAUUAACAGAAGGCCAUACAUUGAAAAGAAUCAACAUGAUUGCGGUAAAUGUGAAUGAUGGCAUAACAAAACAGAAGAUUAAUUGCGAGCCAUGUCAAGCCCAAGGUAAAGUAACUCCAGCGUCUGUAUUUUGUGCUGAAUGUGAUAAUGAAUGUCUGUGUGAAUCAUGUGGCCGGUAUCACAGUUCACGGAAAGCAACUCUUGGACAUGGUUUGCAAGACAUUAUCAUGUACUUGAAAGUGGCUGUUGCUAAAAACGCUGAAGAACAAAAAUUGGUAUGUGAGCCAUGCAAAGCUCAGGAGAUUAACACUUUAGCAACGGUCUUUUGUGUUGACUGUGAUAACGAAUUACUGUGUGGACCAUGUGGUAAAUAUCACAAUUCGCGUAAAUCAACACGAGACCAUUACCUGCAAGAUUUACGCCUGUACGCAGAAGUAGUAGAAAAUCCUUCGAGUGGAGAAGUCGCCGGGGCGCAAAAGUUCUUUUGUGAACUAUGCAAAGGGCAUGGAAAAUUGAACCCCGCGGUAUUCGUUUGUUCAGAAUGUGAACAUGAAUUGUUUUGCGAGAAUUGUGGGAACUACCACAAUGUGCACAAAAAAUUUAGUAACCAUUUACUGCAGAAAAUUGAUCAUCGUCAACGCAUAAUUAUGGACAGCUCAUCUGAUUCUAUUGAGAUGAACACACCCGGUCGCCCCGUUGCAAGUAACAUAGGUUCUGAUACAGUAACUCUUUCUUGGACAAAGCCUGGAAGAUUCAAAAAGGGAGAUUAUUUUCAAAUUGGAUGCAGAGAAUGCAACGAGUCUAGGUGGAAAAUAUGUCACGAUAAUAUUGAAGAGAAUUCAUAUGUACUGAAAAACUUAAAGUCCAAAUCGAGCUUAGUAUUUCGCAUUCGGGCAAUAUAUUGUGAUUUCGAAAGCAAUUAUAGCGAAGAAAGUGACGUAGUAACAACACCAAGUUCACCAGCAUCACGGAUGGUUGAGUUUUCAACCGUAUGUGGUGAUAAAGAUAGAUUACCCGUUUCUUAUUCAGUACCUUUGAACGAAAUAAGAUCUGCAAGGAAUAAUAACGGAAAGACCCGGAAAUUUGAAAUCGGUUCUUCUAGAACUAGCAAAUAUUGCGAGAAGACUAUUUUGCUUAUCGGUGAAACUGGGACAGGGAAAAGUACCCUUGUUGAUGGAAUGGCAAACUUCAUAAUGGGCGUCAAUUGGAAUGACCCAUUUCGAUUCACCAUGGUUAAUCUAGAGGACGAGGAAAGACAGAAAUUGGUAAAUCAGGCUAUUUCACAGACGGAAUGGAUUACUAGCUAUACCAUGUAUCCGCAAGACGGCGGUAGACUCAAAUACGCCAUUAAUAUCAUUGAUACGCCAGGAUUUGGCGACACUCGUGGGUUCCAGAGAGAUCAGGAAAUCAUAGAACAAAUCCGCGAGCUGUUUUCAGUGCAGCCACCUCAAGGAGUUGCAAUUAUAGAUGCUGUAUGCUUUUUAAUUAAAGCUCCUGAUGCAAGAUUGACACCGACACAAAGCUAUAUAUUUCAAUCGAUUAUGUCUUUAUUUGGUAGAGACAUUGAGGAAAAUAUAUGUUCGCUGAUUACAUUCGCCGACGGCCAGGAACCACCUGUUAUUGCAGCACUGAAAGAGUCGAAACUACCCUUUGGCAAAUAUUUCACCUUCAAUAAUUCGGCUUUGUUUGCAAGAAACUCAGAGUUGGACCAAUCCAGUUUGACUCCCAUGUUCUGGGACAUGGGUUUAAAAAGCUUCCAAAAUUUUUUUCAUCACUUAGACAGUUUACAUUCAAAAAGUUUACAGUUAACCAGUAAUGUUUUAAAUGAACGGUUCAGGUUGGAAGCAACUGUUAGGAAUCUUGAGCCGUUGCUGGAUGCCGGUCUUACAAAAAUAAAUGCACUGAAAUCUGAGAUACAGUGUUUUGAAGAAAAUAAAGCGAUUAUUGCUGACAAUAAGGACUUUAAAUACACAGUGCAGACCACUAAACAGUUAAAAAAAGAUCUUCCAGCGGGUCAGCAUGUCACAAAUUGCAUACAAUGUAACAUGACCUGCCACGAGAAUUGUCAAAUUCCAAAUAACGAAGAAAAGCGAAAAUGUUGGGCAAUGGAUAAGAAAAGCGGGAACUGCAGGAUUUGUCCUGACAAUUGCUUUUGGGAUAAACACGCGAACACGCCAUAUAUAUUUGAGUUUAUCGUUGUCGAUGAAGAAAAAACGUAUGCUGAAAUGAAAAAGAAAUACGAAAAGGCAACAGGGCAACUAUUAAGUCAAGAGCAGCUUAUUACGCAAAUGGAUAAAGAGCUAAAUGGUGUGGUAGAUUUGGUCGAUGACAUGAUGGAAACCGUCAACGAAUGUAACACCCGACUUGCCGUAAUAGCGCUCAGACCCAAUCCGCUUACUAUUACAGAACACAUAGACUUGCUUAUCGAAAAUGAGAAGAUGGUGAAAAGAAAUGGUUGGUUUGAACGGGUGAAAACAUUGCAAAUGCUGAGGAAGCGUGCACAAAUCGUAGACAACGUUGAUCAUUUCAGACAACAAGCUACUUCGUGUGUGAAAGUAAUAAGAAAAAGGGCUAAGGGGAAAAAUAUAUUUAAACGUGCAUGGAAUUAUUUUGGUAGGUAAUAUAAUAUUUUAACGGAAAUAAAGGCCCAUGUUUUUACCGCAAAGCUUUAAUCACAAUAAGCAUUGUUAAAUAUCAUUUAUAUCACCAGUGAAAAAAAAACAAAUAAUCUUAUGGCAGAUAUUUGAGCAUUUUAUGAACUUGACAUGAUAUAAAUACGGUGAAAUAAACAUGUACUUGUUUUGUUUAACUAAAUCUGUAGUUUGUUUUAAUAACGCAUCACCUUCACACGCCAUAUACUUAGAAUUUGCCCCACCCUUGUAUAAUAAGUAUGUAAGCUAUUGUUGUAUUUUAUUUAUUUAUGUAUUUAUUUUGGUUUUCCGUACACUAUUACUAUUUUAAUACGCAUGAUUUAUUCGGCGAGUAUACAAAACGUCAUUUAACUACUUACAGCACAAACAUUGCGUAUUAGGCUGUAAUAUUGCGCUUUGUUAAAACAAAAUGUUUUCGGAUAUUGCCAAAAAGAUACUGUAUAACGUGGGUGGCGGAAAACUACAACGGUCGAGGCAUGGUCAGGGGUGCUAACCCCAAAAAAGGGUAAGGGUAAGGGUUAGGGUUCGGGGUCGGGUUAGGGUUAGGGUUGGGUUUAGGCUAACCCAAACCCUAACCCGACCCCUAACACUAACCCUAACCCUCUAACCCCCCCCCCCUUGCGCAAUACCAUACCAUGCCUCCCCCGUUGUCGUUUUCCGCCUCCCGUAUAACGUUUGUUAAAGAAUAAGAAGCCCUAUGUAGCCUGUCGACAAAACUUUUAUUUUCUUAUUGUUUGUUGUUAAAUAUUUCUGUUUUUAAAGUUGUGCUAUUGCAAAUGCCACUUUGUAAGCGAAUUUUCACAUGAUUGCCAUUGCUUGUUCUGUUAUAUCCCAUUAAAAUAAUGUAAUUUAUGACAUACAAAUAUGCUUGUUAAAAGACAUUGCUUAUACAAAACAUAUAUAUAGGUUGUUUAGUUUUGUAUUUGAACUAAAACCUGAUUGACGCUUCAUUGAUUAACGCUUUGAACUAUUGUGUAAAUUGUUUGCUUAGUUAGCCGUGUCAUUUUAAAGGGGCCUUUUCACGUUUUGUUAAAUUGAUAAAAUUAAAAAUGUGUUUCAGAUUCGCAUAUUUUCGUUGUAGUUCUGAUAUUUGUGAGAAAACGGUAAUACUGAACAUUUACCAUGCUAUAAAUUAUCUUUUGACGAUUUAAAAACCAGGAAAUUAUAAAGCGUUGCAACGCGAAACGAUUGAAAACUUUGGAGAGUUCUGGUGUUGUCGUUGUAUUUUGUGAGGAUUGGUUAUAUAAAUUAUUUAAUACGGCACUAAAUGUAUGAGCACGGAAGGUCGAGUGGUCUAAGUGAUAGACUUUUACUCCAGGGGUCAGUGGUUCGAUCCGAGUUGAGGGUUACUUUUUUUCUUUCUUUAAUUUUAUUCUUGUUUUUUUUUACUGAUCCAAUGUUCGCAUUAAUCAAUAUAAAGCAUUUAAUAACAAACUUCAAUACAUGCCAAAAUCUGUAAAAAGGUCCCUUCAAUCUUAUUUCAUAUAUGAUAUAUGUAUAAAAUACAAUAUGCAAAAAAAAUCGUAAACAUAGUAUGUGGUAUAUUGUGAGAUGAAUGUUACAUUGCGAGAGGAUGUUUAGGGCAAUCGUGCUAGCAAGUAUAUGUAGUGUGUAUGAUGCAAAUGUUUGGUAAACUAGUUUGCCUAUUGUGUCUUGCUGUUUUUUUAACCAUUUACUAGUAUAUCGGUGCAUAUCAGAAUGCGAUACAAAUGUCAUCACAUAGUUUUAAUUUAUCUGUUAGUAUGGAGCAAAUGUAUUAAUGUGUUCCCUCGUAUCUCUCUUUCGGUCACUGGCAAAUGAAGGCAAAAAUAAAGGUUAACUAAACGUGAAAGAUUACAAACAUCAAGCCAAUCCUUUGUAGUAUAAGAGUUAAUUCUAGUUUGAUUUCUGUUAACAGUAAUUUGAUAUAGUUCCAUGUGGCGGAUUGGUAUGCACUGAAGAUUUGGGUGACGGCGCACUAGGUUCAAAACAAGCCUGAACGAUUGUUCAGUAAGAUAUUGUGUUAAUUUGCCAUGUAUCAAAUACCAUUUGUUUGCAAUAAAUCAAGCUUGCCGAAAUCUG